Molecule: messenger RNA, 922 nt
Organism: Phalaenopsis equestris
Lineage: Eukaryota; Viridiplantae; Streptophyta; Magnoliopsida; Asparagales; Orchidaceae
Product: protein ROOT HAIR DEFECTIVE 3 homolog 2-like
Exons: 5
Coding region: 266-571 (101 amino acids)
Source: RefSeq, a predicted model, not a curated record
UAUUAUAAAUCUAUGCAUAAAAAAGUGUAUUUCAGUAAAAUAAAGUUAAUAAGUGCUACUUUUUUAUGUGAUGGUAAGGUUUUGAGUGAUAUGUAUGUAAGUAUAAAAGUUUAGUUGUGAGAUUUGAAAAUAAACAAGAAUCGUGUGCUAUGUAUGUAAAUGCCCCUUCUUUUAUCUUUCCAGUAGCAUUGUACCCGGGAAAAACUUUCUUAUUAUUUUACUGCAGCGCUGACUUGAAUUGAGUGAAGCAACUCAGUAUGGUCCCAUGCCAGACUUUGGUAAAAACUCACUUCGAUGCUCAUCUUUUAGAACUCCAUUGGAACACUUAGAAUCAUAUCUCAGAAAUGAUAUUCAAAGGGCUUUGAAACUUCUAUUUGUCUUUGUUGUGAUCCGCUUGGAUGAGAAACCGGAUAGAAUUGAAAGCAUUCUAAAUUCAGCUUUUGGAGAAGCUCCAGCUUCCAAAAAAAACGGAAUGGAGGCAUUGACUGAUCCAAUUGCUUCAAGCACACGGGAAGAAUUUAAUUUAAGGAUUGCUAAGAAACUCAGCUUCUAUCUCUUAAGAAACAGUUGAUGAAGGACUCCAUGGAUGUGUUGAGCACAGAAGCUUGCCUGUGAGAUGGGCUCUGAAAGCUUUGUGAGCUGAGAGGUUGCUGGUUCCCUGCCUGAGCAAGCCUUUUUAGGAGGUCUAUUAUUCUGGGUAGAAGCUUGGAUGAGAUUGAUAAAAAGUCUGAGAGCUGCAUAAUUCAUCAAAAUCAGGAGAGAUGCAAAUUAUCGAAAGUUAAGGGGCCAUUUAGGAUUACUUUUGAUUUUUUAUUUUUAUUCUUUUCUUUUAAUUAUCUGUUACAUGAAAUAAAACAUAUUUGAUGUGUUAUAAUACGUUUAUUUUUGUAAGUCUUGCGUUUAAUGUUGCACAAAGUUGCAC